UAAAGGCAACGCCAAGCCCGCCCCCCCCCCUCACACCCUUCACUGCAGUGCUCAUCUUUCUCCAGUCUCCUUCGCACACCACCGAGAAACAAACAGACAGCUGGGAAACAACGAAGUCAUGCUUCUCCUUACUCUGUUUUUCGUGUCUUCAGCUGUUGCGACCCCUCUGCUUGGCACCGAGCAGUGUGCUCGUGGCCCCCCCUACUGGUGUCAGAAUGUAAAGACUGCUUCUCUGUGUGGCGCUCUGACCCACUGCCAGCAGAACGUGUGGAACAAGCCCCAGAUGAAAACUGUGCCAUGUGAUUUAUGUAAAGAGGUGUUGAUGGUGGUGGAGCAGAUACUGAAGGACAAUGCCACUGAGUCUGAGGUUCUCGGGUACCUGGAAAAGGCCUGCCAGCUCAUCCCUGACCAAGGUUUGACUGCAGAGUGCAAGGAGAUGGUGGAUAGCUACUACCCCAUCCUCAUGGGAAUCAUUACUGGAGAACUGGAGGAUCCCAGUGUGGUGUGUGGGGCAAUGGGUCUGUGUCAGACUCAGCAGGCAGCCCUUGCUAAGGCACACGAGCAGCUCAUGUCCAAUGAAAUCCCUCAGAUUGACCUAUCCCAGCGAGUGGCUCCCUUCCUUAUCAAUGUGCCAGAGCUCCUCUACCCUCAGGAGAACCCCAAACAGGAGUCCCCCAAACAAGAGACUUCAGAGCAGAGUGACACCGUGUGCCAAGACUGCAUCAAGUUCCUGACUGAUGCUCAAGCGGAGGCCAAGGCCAACACCUCGUUUGUUGACGCUCUCAUUGAGAAUAUUGAGAACCAGUGUGACCUGCUGGGGCCAGGCCUGUCUGCAAUGUGCAAGCAGUAUGUCGGCCAGUAUGGUACCCUUGUUGUUGAGCAGCUCAUGUCCAUGGAACAGCAACCCAAGGACAUCUGUGUCCACGCUGGCUUCUGUACUGAGAUGAAGAAAUCUGUUCCCAUGCUGAACCUGCAGCCUGCCAAGACUGUACCUGCUGCCAAGACUGUACCUGCUGCCAAGCUUUUCCCUGCCACCAAGAUCGAGUCUGCUAAGCCCAUGGUGCGUGUCCGUGAUUCCCCAACGUGUACCAUCUGUGAGUUUGUGAUGAAACAGCUGGAGUCUAUGUUGGAGGAUCACACAACAGAGGAGGAGGUGAUCCAAGCUGUGGAGAAGGUGUGCACACUUCUGCCCUCCACUCUGAGUGGCCAGUGUAAGGACCUGAUUGAGACCUACGGCGAGGCCAUCAUUCAGCUGCUGGUGCAGCAGGCAGACCCCAAGACUGUCUGCACAGUGUUGGCCCUCUGCAAUGGUGCCAGCCGUGCAUAUGUCCCUGCACUCGACCAGACUCAAUUUAAGGCUGGUAGCUACUGCAAGGUCUGCAAGAUGGUUGUUGGAUACAUCGAUGGCAUUCUGGAGAAGAAUGCUACAGAGGUGCAGAUUGAGGAGGCUGUGAGGAAAGUGUGCAGCUUCCUGCCUGACUCUUACCAGACCGAGUGUGACCAGCUGAUUGAACAGUACGAGCCAGUGCUUGUCCAGCUGCUGCUCCAGAUGCUCGACCCAGACUUUGUGUGCAUGAAAAUGGGUGCCUGCCCUGAAGCUCUGCGCAGGCUGCUGGGAACAGAGCAGUGCAGCUGGGGACCUGCAUUCUGGUGCAAGAACAUGGAGACAGCAACUCGGUGCAAUGCUGUGGCUCACUGCAAACGCCAUGUGUGGGUAUAGAAGAGGAAGACCAGCACAAACUGACCUGUAGGGAAUUAAAAGAAAUACUGUAGUGCUGCUUCCCACUGUUCAAUUUUGUCCUGUUUUUUUUUCAUUUUUUUAAUGGACUUAAAAUGAGUGGAAAUUUUUGUUUAAAUUAAUUUGAAUGAUUUUGGGAGGGGGGGGUGCAUACUUGUAUAGUGGCCUGCAGCUCAGCCUUUCAGUGCUUCACUGUCGGGCUUUAAGGUUUUGCAUCAUUUGGGCUAUGCUUGCAGUGUAGUAUAUGUUGGAACACAAAUUCAAGUUUAACUUGUUGUAUAAUGUGGACACAGCAUCGGAUGUUCUGAUGAGUCUGAUUCCUUCCCCCUGGAAGAACCGAUUGCAAGCAGGAGGGACAGCGGUGUGUGUAAAGAAUGACUGGCAUUACUUUUAGCAGUUAUCUAAUCCUUAAAACAAAUUUAUAUUUUGUAGAAAGAAAAUGUUUGUGUUCUUGUUCCAGGGAGCUGAUAUAUAGAGGUAAUUAUUUUGCAAGUGUACCUCCUACACAACUUCCUUGUUUGCACUCGUUUGUGAAUCACUGCGUUCCUAACGUACAGAAAACAUCUCAAAUUCGAUGUGGUCUACUUCAAACCGUGAGCGAUCUGUUGGUUGAUCUUUGCAUUUUUAACAAUUAAAGUGAUCCCAAUCCA
Micropterus dolomieu (smallmouth bass) is the source of this 2388-nucleotide messenger RNA. RefSeq names its product prosaposin (gene psap). The coding region runs from base 119 to 1720 and encodes 533 amino acids. The record is from RefSeq and is a predicted model, not a curated record. The transcript has 15 exons. Gene Ontology annotation, cellular component: lysosome. Lineage: Eukaryota; Metazoa; Chordata; Actinopteri; Centrarchiformes; Centrarchidae. Gene Ontology annotation, biological process: sphingolipid metabolic process.